Molecule: messenger RNA, 1629 nt
Organism: Phaethon lepturus (White-tailed tropicbird)
Lineage: Eukaryota; Metazoa; Chordata; Aves; Phaethontiformes; Phaethontidae
Gene: PRPF4
Product: pre-mRNA processing factor 4
Exons: 13
Biological process (GO): mRNA splicing, via spliceosome
Cellular component (GO): U4/U6 x U5 tri-snRNP complex
Molecular function (GO): protein binding; U6 snRNA binding; U4 snRNA binding
Source: RefSeq, a predicted model, not a curated record
ACCACGAAGAGCAAGCCCGCAGAAGAGAGCGAUGCUCCUCCACCCAAGAGAGCCCCCAUAUUUUAUGGCAGUUUGGAAGAGAAGGAAAGGGAGCGUCUGGCAAAAGGAGAAUCGGGGAUGCUGGGAAAAGAAGGGAUGAAAGCUGCAAUCGAGGCUGGCAACAUCAACAUAAGCAGUGGUGAGGUCUUUGAUCUUGAAGACCACAUGAGCGAGCGGCAAGCAGAAGUGCUGGCUGAGUUUGAGCGCAGGAAGAGAGCCCGGCAGAUCAACGUGUCCACUGAUGACUCCGAAGUGAAAGCCUGUUUGCGAGCACUUGGGGAGCCCAUCACGCUCUUUGGAGAAGGUCCUGCAGAAAGGAGGGAGAGAUUAAGAAAUAUCCUUUCCGUGGUUGGCACAGAUGCGUUAAAAAAGACCAGGAAAGAUGACGACAGGUCUAAAAAAUCCAAAGAAGAGUAUCAACAAACAUGGUACCAUGAAGGACCACGCAGUCUGAAAACAGCGAGGCUGUGGCUUGCGAAUUACUCACUCCCCAGGGCAGUGAAGCGGCUAGAAGAAGCCCGCCUGCUCAAAGAGAUUCCAGAGGCAACCAGGACAUCGCAGAGACAGGAGCUACACAAAUCCCUGCGAUCCUUGAAUAACUUCUGCAGUCAGAUUGGAGACGAUCGCCCACUGUCCUACUGCCACUUCAGCCCCAAUUCCAAACUCCUUGCUACUGCCUGUUGGAGCGGAUUGUGCAAGCUCUGGUCUGUGCCUGACUGCAACCUUGUUCACACCUUACGAGGACAUAACACCAAUGUAGGAGCAAUAGUCUUUCAUCCCAAAGCCACUGUCUCCCUCGACAAGAAGGACGUUAACCUGGCCUCGUGUGCAGCUGAUGGUUCUGUCAAACUCUGGAGCCUUGAAAGUGAUGAACCAGUGGCAGAUAUUGAAGGACACAGCAUGAGAGUGGCACGUGUGAUGUGGCACCCAUCUGGGAGGUUCCUGGGUACUACCUGCUACGAUCACUCGUGGCGCUUGUGGGACUUGGAAGCUCAGGAAGAGAUUCUCCAUCAGGAGGGGCACAGCAAAGGGGUCUAUGACAUUGCCUUUCACACGGAUGGGUCUCUCGCUGGGACUGGUGGACUGGAUGCUUUUGGCCGGGUGUGGGACUUGCGCACAGGACGCUGUAUCAUGUUUCUAGAAGGCCACCUGAAGGAGAUUUACGGGGUUAACUUCUCCCCAAAUGGAUACCACGUUGCAACUGGCAGUGGUGAUAAUACUUGCAAAGUGUGGGACCUCCGCCAGAGGAAGUGCAUCUACACCAUUCCUGCCCAUCAGAACCUGGUGACUGGCGUGAAAUUUGAACCCAAUCACGGUAACUUCCUGCUCACAGGCGCUUACGAUAACACCGCAAAGAUCUGGACUCACCCUGGCUGGUCCCCUUUGAAAACGCUGGCUGGUCAUGAGGGAAAGGUGAUGGGACUGGAUAUCUCCCUCGAUGGCCAGCUGAUAGCGACCUGCUCUUAUGACAGAACCUUCAAGUUGUGGACAGCAGAGUAGCUCAGAGGUGCUGAUGAUGAACUGGAAUGGAGACGUUAAUGGCUUUUGAUCUAAGACUUGCUUUUUUUAUAUUAAAGAAAAAAAAGGAAU